This is a messenger RNA of Poecilia reticulata (guppy), 2035 nucleotides long. The record is from RefSeq and is a predicted model, not a curated record. Lineage: Eukaryota; Metazoa; Chordata; Actinopteri; Cyprinodontiformes; Poeciliidae.
UCUGCUGCGUUGUCCCUCUGUGGCCGAAGUAAAGCGGCUCCAGCAGCAUCUUGUGUGGAUUCAGUUAGAAAACGGUUGUUUUCGUGUUUCAGCUGAAUAUCUCAGCAACCAUGUCUUCAUUUCAGCAUCUGAGGGAUUUUAUCAGAGAGAGACUAACUGCUGCUGCGGAGGAAAUCUUCAUUCAGGUGGAAAAAACCAUCGUCCGCUACGAGGAGGACAUUAAACUGCUGGAAAGCUGCUGGAAACCGCAGAUAAAACUCACCAGGAUCGACGACCCAAAGCAGCAGGUCUGCAGGACGGAGGAGGUUCUGAACCAGGAGGAACCAGAACCAGAAGACGACAAACUCUCUGACGCAGAACAUGUCCUGUCUGAAGAGGACAAGGAAAACCAAGAAGGUCCACUGAUGAGCGAAGGUCUGGAGGGUCUGGAGCCAAACCACAGGGAACCAGAACCAGAACCGCCCCAUCAGGAGAGCGGGCCUGAAGAACCGCGGCUGCAGGCGGUGGAGAUCUGCAGCGGUCAGCAGCUGCCACCGGACUGCGACGCCUUCAUGAAACCUCUGUCAGAUGAAGAGUGUGAGCUGGAACCAGACAUGGAUCAGAACCUCCCUGGUUCUGACCAGGACCGUUUUAAAUCGGAUCCUCAUCAGAUCAAAGAGGAUCUAGAACAACAACUUCAGGGAACAAAAAAACAAAAACGUCUUCCAGCAAAGUCCAACAAAUCUCAAAGGAAAGUCAGAAAGAAAGAAAAUGUGGUUUUUUGUGCUACAUGUGGGAAAAGGUAUUAUUAUGUAAAAUCUCUAGUGACGCACAUGAGAACCCACGUAAAGCUGUACUCAUGUGAAACCUGCGGGAACAAGUUUAGUUCUGCAGAGGCCCUGAGCCGCCACAUGGGGGAGCACAGCCUGGACCAGCUCCACUCCUGUGAAACAUGCGGGGAACGGUUCUAUCAGGAAUCUGCUCUACUGACGCACAUAAGAGACCACAGCGAUGAGACACCCGACCCAUGUGAAGUAUGUGGGAAAAGGUGCUUGACUGGGAAAGCUCUGCUGGUCCACAUGAGAAGCCACGGUGCUGAGAAGUCCUACUAAUGUGAAGCCUGUGAGAAAAGGUUGAUCUGAUGCUCUGGUUUACGGUCACAGCUGAGAAACUUCACUCAUGUGACGUUUGUGGGUAAACUUUUCCCUCAAAGCAGCAGAAUGAGGGACUCAAUGAUCCUCAUAUCAGAGCUAAUUCAGCCAUUCACUCAUAUUCCUGUUGGUCUGAACUGUGUUGUUAAACCAAAAGCAGCCAGAAAAGCUCCAUAAAACUCCACAACUGAGAAUAAAUAAAACUCCACUAAGGUGCAUGAGAAGCUCCAUGUAUGUGAAACGUGGCAUAAACUGCAAACUAAUGAAACUGCAGAAAUACAACUCAUGAUAUUUGUGAUGAUUGUUUGAUGGUAAAUGAAUCAUAAACAUGGAGACGUUCCUGAAUGUUUACUGGGUUCAACCGGAACCUCAGAUUGUUCUGCUGGAUCUGCUGUUACAGAUUAGUUUCACUUUCUCUUUAUUCGAACAGAGGUGACAUCACAAAGGUCAAAGGUCUUUAGGGUUCUGUGUUCCUCAGGGUUUGUUUUUCAGUGUUGCUGACCUUGUUGUUCUGACCUGUGAUGAACUUGACCCUCUGCUCCCCGUGGCUUGAUUUUCUGUUUUCAGGUUAUUUUUCAUGUUUCCAUCACAUGAAGCUGUUUUGUCAUUUUACUCCGCGGCUCUUUGUUUGCUGUGGUUUUGUUUCUGACCUGUUGGUCAAACAGUCCUGGAGAGUCGUUGACCGUUUCCAUGGCAACGGUUUUUAUUUCUUAAACCUUUUAACUGGAUUUUAUGAGUAAUUGUCAAUAAUAAUUUGAUACUGUUUGGAAAAUAAAAUAAUAUUGAUAAUAUAAAAAGGUCUCUGUAAACUCAGUUGUGAUUUAAAAGGUUCUGAUCUGUAAAUGUUGUCAAUCAGUUGUUUGGAUGUGUUUUAUGAAAAAGUUAUUAAAUAUUAUUGAAACUCA